AGACAUAGUCUCAUGGUGAGAGCCUUGGAUUUGGAGAAAUCUGAUUGGGAGCUGUAUUGGGGGGGCCUAUUGUAUUGUAUCACUACUUUAUUGACAAGGAGGCUGAGGCUCAGAGGAAUGACUACCCUCAAUCCUGUGUUACUCUGGAAACUCAUUUAACGAUAGUGGGAUUUCAUCUGAUGAGGCAGUUGUGGUUUCAGAAAUACACAGGUUCAACCGCUGAUCUCUGAUUAAAAGCCAAGGGUCAGCGUCCCAGUCUUCCAAUAUCAGGUUAGCUGUGGUGCCUUCUUGUCUCUAGACCCUGAAGAAGAUGGAGAGGCACAUGAUCAGGGGACAACUGUAUAAGCACUUUGAUUUGGAGAGGAAGAAUGCCAAGCAGGCUGAAGCCAGACUGGACCAAAGACUGCAGAGACUGGAGUAUAUCUGCCUCUACCAUAUGAAAUUGCUGACCUGGGAGCAGAAGCAGCUCCAAAAAGAACUGCAGAGGUUACGGCAAGCAGAAACCAUGAAGAAACAUUUCUCCUCUUAUUUGGGGAAUGGAAUUCAGAAGAGACCAGAAGAUGUUCUCAUGUUCUCAUCACAGGGAGGGCAGAAGCACAGAGUCCCACAGGCUAAGAAAAUGAGAGCAUCAGCAACCAGUAUGACCCAAGACACAUACAAAAGCAAGUCCCAGGUGCCUCCUUCACAUGAUGCUGGCCUCAAAGACCCCAUGAGGAGCAAAGAGCAGCCACUCUCUCAAAAUAACAGAACUGCCUGCUUCAUAAAAGAGCAUCCACAAGCCCAAGAGAAAGAUUCUGUGAAUCCACCUAAGGACAUAGACUCCAACAAGGGCGUCUAUGUUCUAUGCCAAGAUCAAGCGGUUUCCACCAACACCACAGAACAAGUUCCUAGUUCCAGCCCAACUACUGAUAGUGGAAUAGUACAUGCUGAUGAAACCAGAUCAAAAGAUGUUGCUCUAAAGCCAGAUAGGAACACUGGAAAACAAAUGCCCCCAAAUCACGUGGAAUGUGCAGGAAGCUUCCAAGGCGAGUUCACAAAGCCAACCUUCUUAGAGUUGCUUUCAAAGGCCAGAAAUGCCCAUUAUCUCCGGCACAGGGUCCCUCCUGAGUCUGAGAGGUUGCUUAGCAUUGGGGAGAUAUUUGGGCAUGAGGAAUCCCCAUUGUCCAGGGCAGGAGAGGAGUGUGAAAACAGGGUCCCUUCUAAGUUUCUUCCUCUAUAA
This is a messenger RNA of Cebus imitator (Panamanian white-faced capuchin), 1219 nucleotides long. RefSeq names its product coiled-coil domain containing 190 (gene CCDC190). The record is from RefSeq and is a predicted model, not a curated record. The coding region runs from base 311 to 1219 and encodes 302 amino acids. The transcript is spliced from 4 exons. Lineage: Eukaryota; Metazoa; Chordata; Mammalia; Primates; Cebidae.